AUGCUGCCAGUUAGGAUACAAUAAAACUGUGUUGAGAUACAACUCAGCAUUACAAUAAAAGACUAUGAAUAUUUAUUACCUACAAAAAAUAUGUAAAAUAAAUAGAUUAGUGAGGGUAGAAGUGCAUUUCUAAAAUGGGAUAAUUCUAAAAAACACUUUUAUAUGAUAUGA
Paramecium octaurelia is the source of this 171-nucleotide messenger RNA. NCBI's taxonomy places the organism in Eukaryota, Ciliophora, Oligohymenophorea, Peniculida, Parameciidae. The record is from the annotation of a GenBank genome assembly.